Molecule: messenger RNA, 414 nt
Organism: Rotaria sordida
Lineage: Eukaryota; Metazoa; Rotifera; Eurotatoria; Philodinida; Philodinidae
Source: the annotation of a GenBank genome assembly
AUGUUUUCAACACAUGAAACAAAUAGAGUAUUACCAGCAAAAUAUUCUAAUAAUUUAUCUCAAUCAUAUCCACAAUAUAAUCCUCAUCAUCAAGUUACAACAUAUACGAUUGAAGGUCAACCAUACACAUCAGCACAAUCUCAUUAUUCAUCAGUAGUAGUACGACCUGCUACAACGAUAACAACACCAAGAAAAAUAGAAACCAAACCAUUUGUAGGACCAAACGUUAGUUCAGCUAGCUAUGAUCAAGUAUGUGCACGUUGUAAUCAAGAACCUCAAAUGAUAUUAACAACAAAUUAUGAACGAAAAAAUUUCUUUCCAUAUUUAUGCAUCUAUUGUAAUAAUGAGAUUGUAAAUCAUCGUCGAAAACCACCAUUUGUUCAAUCAAAAUCUAGACCCAUAUGGAGACCUUAA